Morone saxatilis (striped sea-bass) is the source of this 3036-nucleotide messenger RNA. RefSeq names its product seizure protein 6 homolog. The coding region runs from base 1 to 3036 and encodes 1011 amino acids. Lineage: Eukaryota; Metazoa; Chordata; Actinopteri; Moronidae. Gene Ontology annotation, cellular component: endoplasmic reticulum; dendritic spine; dendritic shaft. Gene Ontology annotation, biological process: regulation of dendrite development; synapse maturation. The transcript has 16 exons. The record is from RefSeq and is a predicted model, not a curated record.
AUGACACGCAGCAAAGGCUCAGUCUUAGGUCCCAAGGAUAUCAGUCAGAGGACACUGGACCCAGACAGGGACUCAUCAACACUGGACAGAGAGAGCGAAGUCCACGCUGUCACCACUGUCUCACCAAUGAACGUCCCCAACCACCAGCCUGUCCUCAAGGGCCUGUUGCUUCAUGAGCACCUACUUACACGGGACUUCCAGGGUGACCAGCACUUUUUUAGGAGGGAUGGCUCUGUGGCUGCCUAUUCUACCAUGCCAGGCCCUGUGUCUGCCUCAGAUGCAAAAGACCCUGUCACUCAGUUGGUGCCCCACGAGGAUGCCCCAGCCUUCUCAGACAUUGCCUCUACUGCCACUGUGGCUGCCACCUCCCCACUGACCACAUUUUCUCCUACAACACCAAGGCCGCCCAUGUCUCUCCCUCAAAAGAAGACAUCUAAGGAGAGGACCAGGGGGGAAGACAAGGUAGAACCAACAACAGAGUCGCUCACUACUCAAGUGACGCCCAACAAUAGAGGUUCAGUCAGUGAAAACAACCCAGUGGCUUCCUUAUCCUCGCAGAGAAGUCGGCCUCAAAGUUGGAGUGCUUUUCCCGCAGAGGGAACCCUUGCACCUUCCUCAAUGAGGGUGGAGAAAGGGCAAGCUAGGGAAACAGCAGUGAAAAACAAAACCAGCCCAGAUCAUCCGCUCCUCAACCCAACUUCAGCAUCCAGAGAAGAGGGUACCACCAUGACGUCCACAACCGUUACCACAACAACCAUCACCACCGUGCAAACAGCAGAACCAUGCAGUCUGAAUUUCACUGACCCUGAGGGUAACAUCGAAAUUCUGCAGCAACUUGACUCUGGAGUGGAGUGUAACUACUUGGUUACGGUCUACCUGGGAUUUGGCAUUGAGGUUCAGGUGCUAAAUGUGAGUGUGUUGGAGGGGGAGCAGGUGACAGUGGAGGAUACAGGUGGCCGAGAACCAUUCAUCCUUGCCAAUGAGUCAGUCUUGAUGAGGGGCCUUGUACUACGCAGCUGGAGCAACCAGAUCUCCAUCCGAUUCCGUAGCGACCAACAGCACAACUCCGGAUUCGUCCUGCUGCACUACCAAGCCUUUGUGCUGAGCUGUGCGUUCCCCAAAGAGCCUGCUGGCGGAGAGGUUUCUGUGACACACCUCCAUGCUGGCGGAGAAGCCUUCUUCCGCUGUUUCACGGGCUACAAGUUGCAAGGCCCAAAAAUGCUUACCUGUCGCAAUGCAACCACACCUUACUGGAGUGGAAAGGAGCCCCGAUGUGUGGCAUCCUGUGGGGGAAUGAUAAAAAAUGCCACCUACGGUCGUAUCGUCUCACCAGGUUUCCCUGGCAACUACAGCAACAAUCUGACAUGCCACUGGGUCCUGGAGGCCCCUGAAGGCCACCGGCUUCACAUUCACUUUGAGAAGGUGGCUCUGGCAGAGGACGAUGACAGGCUGCUGAUUAAGAAUGGCAACAACAUAGACUCUCCCCCUGUGUACGACUCAUAUGAGGUAGAGUAUUUGCCCAAUGAGGGCGUGCUCAGUACUGGACGUUACUUGUUUAUAGAGUUUACCACAGACGGGACAAUGACCUCCACUGGCGCAGCCAUCAGAUACGAAGCUUUUGCGAAAGGUAUGUGCUACGAGCCCUUCGUGAAGUAUGGCAACUUCAGCAGCAGUGAUUCUACCUACGGUGUGGGUGCAGUGGUAGAAUUCUCAUGUGAUCCUGGCUACACCCUGGAGCAAGGCUCCGUAGUGAUAGAGUGUGUGGAUGCACAAAACCCCCAGUGGAAUGAGACUGAGCCGGCUUGUAGGGCUGUGUGCAGCGGGGAGAUCACAGACUCUGCCGGUGUGGUGCUGUCUCCUAAUUGGCCUGAGGCCUAUGACAAGGGGCAGGACUGCAUCUGGGGCAUCCAUGUGGAAGAGGACAAGAGGAUCAUGCUUGACAUCCAAGUUCUCCAUGUUGGCAAGAAUGAUCUGCUGACCUUCUAUGAUGGUGAUGACCUGACAGCGAACAUCCUGGGCCAAUACAGUGGCACACGGCCACACUUCAAGCUCUAUACCUCCAUGGCUGAUGUCACAAUUCAAUUUCAGUCAGAUCCUGCCACCAACAUCUAUGGCUACAACAAUGGUUUUGUGGUCCACUUCUUUGAGGUGCCAAGGAACGACACCUGCUCUGAGCUGCCGGAGAUCACAAACGGCUGGAAGAGCACAUCUCACCCUGACCUCAUCCAUGGCACUGUCAUCACCUACCAGUGCUACCCUGGAUUUGAGCUGGUAGGGUCUGAGAUCCUCAUGUGCCAGUGGGAUCUCACUUGGAGCGGUGACGUGCCGAGAUGUGAGGAAGUUAUGACAUGUCAGGACCCUGGAAAUGUGGAGCACAGUCAUAAGGUGAUCACUGGAAGCCGCCUCACCGUUGGAUCGACAGUGCAGUUCAUCUGUAAUAAAGGCUACAUCCUGUCUGGCAACAGCCUCCUCACCUGCUACAACCGAGAUUCUGCCACACCCAAGUGGAGCGAGAGGCUUCCCAAGUGUGUCCCUGAAAAGUAUGAGCCAUGCAGGAACCCUGGUGCUGCCUCCACCAGUGUGCAGAGCUCUGAAAAGGCGUUUUACCAAGCAGGGGAGAUGCUGACCUUCUCCUGCCACUCAGGGUACGAGCUUCAGGGUGACGCCACCAUCUACUGUAUCCCUGGACACCCGUCGCAGUGGAAUAGCACUCCCCCUGCCUGCAGAGCAUCCUCAACUCAAUAUGUGAACGAACGCAGGCUAGAUGUGGUUAAUAUGGAUUAUGGCAUGGAGGGAACCAAUAUUGCCCUCGCUGUUUUUAUUCCAACUGCAAUCAUCUUGGUGGUUGUCCUUGGGAUUUAUGUCUACUUUGCCAAACUCCAAGGGAAGACUAUCAGAAUGCCAACAUCCUCGCCACCGUAUGACAACAUGACAGAAGAGUCAGCUUUCGACAACCCUGUGUAUGAGUGCGGAGUAAGUACAGAUGUCAUGAGCAUGCGAGACGUGGAUUCACACAACACCAGUGUGCUGUCCUGA